Molecule: messenger RNA, 372 nt
Organism: Ichthyophthirius multifiliis
Lineage: Eukaryota; Ciliophora; Oligohymenophorea; Hymenostomatida
Exons: 4
Source: RefSeq, a predicted model, not a curated record
AUGGAAUAUUCUUAUCAUAAUUCUAUGGUAUUAGAAUUAAAUCCUUUAAUGCCUAAGGACGCCUAUUAUUAUUUUCCAUAAUUUGGCAAGAUUAAUGUAUAUUAAGGUUUUUAUAUGCUAAUAAUUUUAAAUUGGAUAAAACUUUUUAAACAAUAAAAUAACACUAAGAGUGGAGAGAAAAGACAAUUCCGAUUGAAUAUAAUGAAGCUAUAGAACGAUAACUUUCAAGUGGAGCAUUUUAAUUACAUGGAAGAGACAAUCGAUUUCGUCCAAUUCUUAUCAUAGAUGCGUCGAAAAUAGAUAUUAAAUCUAAUAUUGAGGAAUUAUUAUAAUCUAUAACUUAUUUUUUUGAAUUUAUCAUUAAAUUUUUGA